This is a messenger RNA of Peronospora farinosa, 849 nucleotides long. NCBI's taxonomy places the organism in Eukaryota, Oomycota, Peronosporomycetes, Peronosporales, Peronosporaceae. The record is from the annotation of a GenBank genome assembly.
AUGAACGUAGUCGGAAGUCGUCUCGCCGGCCGAGUGGCCGUGAUCACUGGAGCUGCCGGUGGUAUUGGCCGCAAGUCUGCGAUACUGUUUGCCAAACAGGGUGCCAAAGGUGUCGUCUGUGUCGACAUGAACGCGGACGGUGCAGCAGAGACCGCACAACUGGUACAUGAAGAACUCCAGAAGCUUGGCUCGAGCGAUACAGUAGCUAUUGCCGUGAAAGCUGACGUGUCCAUGGCCAGAGACGUAGAGAACAUGGUAAACGUGGCCGAGAAGGAGUUUGGCGCCCUGCACGUGCUUUUCAACAACGCUGGCAUCAUGCACAACGAAGACGACGACGCUGUCACUACACAGGAGGACGUAUGGGACCUUACCAUGAAUAUUAACGUUAAGGGUGUAUUUCUUGGUUGCAAGUACGGCAUUCCAGCCAUGCGUCGCGCUGGUGGCGGCUCCAUUAUCAACACGGCCUCGUUUGUAGGUAUCCUGGGUGCAGCCACACCUCAACUUGCCUAUACGUCUAGCAAGGGUGCAGUGAUUGCCAUGUCUCGUGAGCUGGCUACGAUCCACGCUCGCGAGAAUAUCCGUGUGAACGCACUGUGCCCCGGUCCAUUAAACACUGAGCUACUGCAGAAGUUCCUGGACACGGAAGAGAAAAAGCAACGCCGUCUGGUGCACGUACCCAUGGGUCGCUUUGGAGAAGCCGCUGAGAUGGCCAAGGCGGUUUUAUUCCUUGCCAGUGAUGACGCGUCGUAUAUCACUGGAACGUCUUUUGUAGUUGAUGGCGGUAUUACGUCGGCCUACGUGACAAGCGAGGGUAGUGUGGAUCCCUUCGGAGGCCCUAGUGAGGUGUGA